Brugia pahangi is the source of this 1230-nucleotide messenger RNA. The record is from the annotation of a GenBank genome assembly. Lineage: Eukaryota; Metazoa; Nematoda; Chromadorea; Rhabditida; Onchocercidae.
AUGAAGCAAUUUAAGACAUAUGUAAAAGCAAUUAAUAAAUAUAUUCGAAGAGAUGAUUGGUUUGUAUGGGUUUCAAUGACUAGUGGGCAAUUAUCAAUGCCUAUAUUUCAAUCUUUAGAAUCAUUUUGGCCUGGUGUAUUGGCACUGACUGGAGAUGUUGAUGAUGCACAGCGAAUAAUUUAUCAGUACAGUCAAGUGAUACGACAGUAUGGAUUUCCACCAGAGUUUUUCAAUCUUCCAAAACAGGAAGCGGUGUCAAAGCGUGCUGGUUACCCACUGAGACCGGAAUUUGUGGAAAGUUUGUAUUAUGUUUAUCGAGCUACAAAAGAUCCCUUACUACUAGAGAUUGCUGCUGAAGUGGUUGAUGCUAUUGAAUAUAGCUGUCGUACGAAGUGUGGUUACGCUACAGUUGUUAAUGCCGAAUUUCACUCAAUUGAAGACAGAAUGGAAUCAUUUUUUCUUGCGGAAACUACAAAAUAUCUGUAUUUGCUCUUCGAUCCGGAUAAUUUCAUAAAUGCUGAUGGUACCGUAGCACGUAUUAUUAAUACACCAAAUGGAAAGUGUAUAAUCGAUGCUGGUGGCUAUAUAUUCAAUACGGAAGCGCAUCCAUUGGAUCCAGCAAUCAUUUAUUGUUGCAGUGCAAAACGUAGCAGUGAUUUGGAAAUGAUAGCACGAUUCGAAAAUAAUAUUGAUCUUGUCGCAUUAGCAGGAAUUUUUGAUGAGACAUUACAUCCUUUCGGAAGAAGUUCAUUUCUUGAAAACACGGACAAUCAUGUAAAUAGUGGUCAGAAUAUUAAGAGCAAAAAUUUGCUUAAACAAUCAUCUUUAACAAACCCAUGGUUGUAUGAUUAUAUCGCUGUUUAUGAUGAUCGUUGCUUGAAUUGUUGUUGGCCUACAGAUUUCAACAUUGCAAAUGUUCCAUUCCGUCGUUUUUUAAAUGUGGUUUUUGCUAAACAUAUUUAUCCUUCAAAGGGUAUUCAUUUUACUGUUGGAUUAACGUGUUUCUCGACCGAUGAUGAUAUUUUCGAAACUAUAAAUGAAGCUAAUUGGUCGGAUGUGUAUGAUGCCACUGAACAACUUGCUUCUAUUGAUGAAAUAAGUUUCAACAAAUUUCGUUAUCGAAGUAUGGCUGAAGUGGGCUACGAUGCACUUCUAACACCACCGCUUUCUUAUCUUUCUAGAUUUACUGGAUUAGGACAGGUGAAACCUAAAUCUGAUGAUAUACAAUAG